AUGGGUCAUGCGCACAUUAUGAGGGUUCGCAGUUUGCAAACCUUUGGGCUGAGUAUAAUUGAAGUUCAAGGCGCUAAUUUGAGGAUGUACGAGUCAUUAGACUUAUGGUCUAUCUUAAUUUUUCCUCUUAAAAUUCCAGAUUAUCUACAGUACCUUAACAGUCUGUCGCAGUCUCAAGCAAGUACCCGAAUGAAUAAUUCUACAGAAGUUUGGUUUAUUAACUCCCCAUUGCAAGGAUGCUCCGCCAUGGCGUCAAUAAUGUUUACAUCAACUCUAUCUCUUAUAAGCAUGGCAGCGCUUGUCGGCAAUAUCUUGGUUGUUGCAACUGUUGUGAAGACCCCCAGCUUGCGGACCAGCACAAACUACUACAUCGUGAACAUGGCUUUCUCCGACCUCCUCGGACCGUUGUUCAAUUGGCUGUUGUACGUCAGCGAAGGAAUGUUGACGUCAACUGUCUAUAUAAGUGGCACUCUGGCUUCAAGUGUUUGCAAACUAGGAAUGUACCUCAGAGCGGUGUCACAGAUUGUCUCUAUUCUAAGCCUUGUGUUGAUUGCCUUGGACAGAUUUGUAGCCAUUGUUUUCCCUUUAAAAGCUAUGACGAUAAUGAAUACAAAAAUACGGGUGAUUUUUUUGUUACUAUCUUGGUUGAUACCUUUCUUUUUUGUUUUGCCUUACGCUCUUUUUGCAAAAAUUAUCAAAGAAGGUGACCAAACAUUUUGCAGAUUUAUGAUGAGCGACGAGGCUUUGACAAUUUUUAAUAGCGUCGGAAUAGUUCUGUCAUACGCAUGUCCCCUUAUCGCGAUAAUAGCUUUUUACUCGGUCAUUUUUAGAUCCUUAAGAAAGACUCCAAACUUACUGAAAGGAAAAGAAGACGCAAAACGACGCCAGCAGAACCUGAGAAUUGUAAAGAUCCUGAUAUCAAUCGUGUUUGCAUUUUUUAUUUGCUGGACUCCAUUAACUGUAUAUUUUUUGCUGAAAAAGUUAUACCCAUCUCUUUUCACAGAGGACAAAUGUUUUUAUAUCCUAGGUUUUACUUUUUAUGUCUUCCCUUCUUUAAGUACUGCGGUUAAUCCCAUUAUUCUUUUCGUGCUUAGUACAAAUUAUAAUCGAGCUUUGAAGGUUCUUUGCUCAUUCCAUUUUUCUGUUUGUAAACGUGAAAGUGAAGAGAAGCAACUUGGGCAGCCUGAAUUAUUGACAACAGAAAAUGUAAAAGUAGAACUGACAGAAAUUAAACCGCACUGUCCGUGAUUUUGUCUCUUAAAGUAUACAUUUUAAUAACUGUUAGACGACACUUUUUUCUAGUAUUAACUCAGUUUAAAGGUAACUUAGGGCGGUUGACGGUUAACCUCCACAUUUAUUUCAGUAUGUCGUCUCAUUUGACUCAAAUAAUGUUCAGCAUUUAUACAAGGACUCGACAUAUAGUGGCUAUUAAAGGAAACUCUGCUUAUUCUGGUAAGCAUUGUUGGUUACAUUAGUUAACGUUCGUCACUAAUAACUACUCAGUGAUAUCCACUACCUCUUCUUGAAAGCGUGACGCGAUGAUACCUGCAAGAUGAGGUAUUAGCUUAACGGCACUAUUUGACGAUGAUAUUGCUGUUUUAGGCAGGUUUUAAAGAGAAACCAAAGUGCAGUGGCUAAUCCCAAAGAAAUUUUUGUUUUUGAGGAUCAAAAUGUUUGCUCGGGUAAAGAUGGUGAAAACAUUGUGAUUUGAGCCAACUGACAAAAUUAAGAGAUUUUUUAUUCAGCGAGUAUUGUGUUUAUGUUGUAGUUAAUUUUUUAUCUCAGGUAAUUUUUAUUUUUCUUUUGUUUCAACUUCAUUAGCAUACAUUACCAUACCCAAAAACAAAAGAAAAAUAAAAAUUACCUGAGAUAACAUAUACAUAUACUGCAAUGAAGGCCUUCUUCAAGCAAUUACCCCCCGUCCUUCCGCACCACAGGUAUGCCAAUGUAAAAUAACUCAAUCAACAGUUUUUGCAACCCAAAUGCAACUCGAGAUUAUUUUGGCGGGAAAUCGCAUAGCCACCCGCGUCUUGUAAAGCAGAGACAACUAAAGCUCAAUAAAGCCGAAAACGGAAAGCGGAAAUUGUUUCUGUAUCUGUGUUGUCUAAAGUAUUAAGCUUAGAUUAAUUGUCAUGUCCACAAAUUUGGAAUAUAGAGCAAGAGAAAGACAGAGAAAAAGGGAAAGUAGGUGGCAGGCCAGCGAAGCUCAACGAGAAAAAGGGCGACAGAGAUCUAGGGCGAAAGAUAAAAAAAGAAAGGAGACAUUUUUUUGUCGGAAGGACAACAUUAAAAUUUUAUAGCGGCGGUGAUAAAAUAAGAAAUGCUAGCGGCCACCAACCGAAGAUGAAAAUGAGUGGCAGUGAAAAAAAAAGUGGACAUUUCCUCCAAGCAAGGUGUAACGUCUAAGAAGUUUCUGGAAGUUUCACUUUGUAGUCGUGCUAAACAAAGGCAAAGAAAUGAACAAAAAAAGUGUGCUGCACGUGCAAAGUUGCUUUUUUGCUAAUUAGACCUAUUGUUGUUUUUCAUCGUUCUCCGGCGUUGCCUUCGCCGCUUAAAAUGACAACGACGAUUUUAAGCUUAACACAGGGUUGCAACAUUGUUCCGACAUUGUUUCGAAUAAUUAAAACAUUGUUCCAACAUUGCAACGCUAUGUUGCGCUAAAAAUCGUCGUUUCGAAUCGUCCCGUGUAACAUCACCUUUAGCGUAACACUAUUCUAUAUCCAUGUAUUGUUUGAAAAAACUUUAAAUAUAAUCGAGAGCUUCGCUUUUAGCUCUGGUUAAAUCUAUAUAUUAAAAUAAAUAAAAACGCCUGAUCGCAGGUUAAAAUUUGAUUUGCCGUUCUGUUUUCGUCAUGGCCUAUAUAAAUUGGUUUUCUUCAUGCAAGUUCAAUUCCGCGCUUUUUAUGACCUGAAACAAGUUAAGAAAAAAAUAUUGCCAAAAAUUGUAUGAGAUGUGUAAUCAAUGACUAAUCGAUGGAUAAUCAUUAGAUAAUCGAUGAGCAAUCGAACGCAUCAAUUACUCAUCGAUGACAUCAAUGAGUAAUCGAUAGGCCACAAAAUUUUUGCCGAUCGAUUACCCAUCGAUUGCAGCGAAUAAUCAGUGACUAAUCCAUUAGUUACGUCUCGAAAUCAUUAAUACGUGUGGUCUCCUAUUGCGUAAUCCUCAAAUGGCCGUGAACAUAAAGGAUUUGUAUUCAUGAGAAUUCAUCAGAUAGAUUCAAGACUAGAUAAAUAAUCGCUGAAGUUUUCAAUACAAAACUUGGGGGUAAAGGAAAUCGCUUAAAUCGCAGCCGAUCGGGAAAAUAGCCACACAGUAAGCAAGAACAAACCAUGGCAAGUAAUUGGGAAAAAACGGUUUUUUAAUUGAAAAUUCCAGCGAUUAUUUAUCUUCUUGAAUUUGUCCAUAUAAAUCCUUUAUGUUCACGGCCAUUUGAUGAUUACGCAGUAUGAGACCACACGUAUUAAUGAUUUAACUCUCAUAUUGAGCUUGAGCUAGAUGUGCUUACUAUGAAGAUCAAGAUCUAGAUCGAGUCAGUUUCAGUCCAUCUCGAGUGCAAACGGCGCGAAACAGUACCAAAAGGUUUUUUUUCCUCUCGUAUGGCAGGAUGCUCUUGGGUCGGCCGCAGGCUGAUCGAUCUUACCUUCGGCCGAUGGCAGUAGCCACGAGCGGCGAGUUGACAGAAACGGGAAACCGCGAAUGAAAAGUCUCUGGUAUCCAGGGAAGUUGUCAUUAAAGAUGGUGAUCAAACCUCGCAGAAAACAGCACUGUACUGCACAGUCUGACGUUAAAGAAUCUGUGUUCCCAGGCCCGAUCGGGGACGUUUGGCGCCGGGCAAGAUGGAUAUAUUGUUAGAUGUCAUUUCACCUCAAAGUACUUAGGAGAAAAUGUAGCUAUAACAAUGUUCUUAUUACUAACCAUAAUUAUAUAGCUGUUAGUUAAUCCGACCUUGUCAGCAAAGCUAUUAUCCUUUAAUUUUCACGAACUGUCCAAUUAAGGAUUAAUUUGGAUAGUUCUAGAUACGGCUUUCCUUUACAAAUAGGCAAAAUGUCCAAUUUAAGAAAAAUAGGACAGCUGGUCUGAGCCAAUCAAAUGCCAGAAAAUAUAAUAGGCAGUGCAAACUGGCCAAUCAGCGCAAAGUCCCUGUGAUAACGCGCCAAAAAAAGUUUCGUUGUCUGACGACGGUUCGUUGGCGAACACUUUUGGCUUCUUGUUGCUGUGAACGUCGUUUUGUUUUGCUGCUGUUUUGUUUUGGCUUCUUGUCUGGGCCAUUUAAAAGGAAAAUGUAUGACCAAACUGAUGAAAGUUCAGUAUCGGAGACAAUCAACGCAUAGAUUCUUGAAAAUGUACAAGCACUGAAACUUUAGACAAGAAUAAGAAAACACUGAUACUUGAGUUUAGAUCAUGGCAUUACAAAAACAAACGGAACGUAAAGUCUGCGGAAAUCGUUUGAGGAAUGAACGAAAUGUUUAUUUUCAAUAGUUUUUGUAUUUAAAUUAAGUAUUUGCGUCGCUGCUUUGUCUUCUUUGUGCUCGAAUUUGCGGUUUUCACCUGUAGCACCAUAUCAUUCAGAUUAUUGAAGGAGCUUUCAAAAUUUUAAUUGGCAACAAAAUGCCAAAGUCAUGAAAGAGCAAUACUAGUUCUACGUUCACGGUUUAUUUGUAGAGAAGAAGUUGAAUGACACCAUAACAAUAAACCUUUUUUAGAUCUUGCAGUGUGUUUUUUGCAGUGUGUUUCGAGUGUACAAUAUUUCGCUUCUGCGACACGUUAGAAAAUCUGGAUUAACUAUAGUAAACAGCUAUAUAAUUAAUAAGUAAGAGGACUACAUGCUUGUCCAUUUUGGAAAUAAUUGAGUUCAAAAAAUUCCUCUGACAGCCAAAUUGGACGAGGCCGUAAAUUGGACAACAUGUAGUCCUAUUAUACAUACUAAUCGCCGGGGAGCACAGCUCAACUACACACUGAUCGAUUAAAGGGGAUACUUCAUGGUAACAUACACAAAUUCCCAUUUAACUUAAAAUUGCAUGUGAUCUCCACCACUCUUUAGCAUCCUUUAGUAAUCCUUUACAGUUUUCACCAAAUGAUUUAGUUUAAGGUUGAUAGUUAUUGUAACCUUCAAGCUGUUGUUGCUGGUAUCCACCAUCGCGUUUUGCAUUUUGCUGUUAUUUGAACCUGAUUAUAUAGCGUGGCGAAUAUAUAAGUACUAUGAUUUGUGACCGGAUAUGAAAAACCAUUGAAUAGCUGAUAUUCGGUGAUAUUUAUUUCCUUCUUAUCGGGAAAUAGUUAAAUAUCCAUUAUAUUACAUCACGCCGCAUUUAUGACCGCGGCGUCAAUACUCUCUUAAGGCUCUUCAUCUUCAACUCGAUCGCGAGUCUUUUCUUAGUUUUGGUGAAAUCAGGGCUCUGAUAUCUUUUAUUCCAAUCACUUUGUCUGGAAAUUGAGCCAUCUCGAGAAUUAGUUUUUCUUUCUUAAACAUUACUUUGCCUCGAGGUAAAAUGUUCAUUUAUCAACAUGUUUCAAUUCGAUGAAAAUUCAAAAGAUAACAACAUGUCAGUCAUAAACUGCCACUUUCAUCAUGUUCAUUGUACUACCAUUGGGGAAAUAAAGUGCUUGUUUUUGUCCAAUCAUAGUGUCACUGGGCGGAUAAUCGGAUACUUAAUGCUGCGUCAUUAAUGCCGCACGGUGCUAUGGUACAGGAAGAAAUCAGAAAAGAAGAUUUUUUAAUACCAGGGCAUGAGUAGUAGAAGAGCAAAGUCUUGUGAAUAACAAAAUUGUUAGAUAUCCUUUGUCGGUGCUGUCAGUUGCUGAUAAACUUGCAGUUUCCAAGCCUGAAGAAAAAAUACUUGAUAAGUUGAAAGCAGGUGGGUACAAAAACGUUGUACAUGAAAUCUUAUCUAACUUACUUUUAAGUGCUUUGCGUUUGACGUGAAAACAGACAAUAUAUAAAUCUACAGCCGUUCAGUUUUAGUCGCAGUCGGAAGUUUAGUCUUAUAGAUGUGUACAUUCACUUCGGUAACUAGAUAUAGGAGAGGAAAAGACCCGCAUACUAGUGGAAAUCAAGUAGCUCCGCUUUAAGAUUUUGUGGGAAAAUAUUUAGACACCGAAAAUCAAGCUUUCCACACGCCGCGUACACAUCUCCCACAAUGCACCUUAUUUGCCCCCCCCCCCGCCAAAUUUUGAAUAAGUUUUUUUUUCAAUUUCUCUUGGGACGGCUGUAGUACCCAGGAGAAAUGAAAAAGUGGCGUAUUUUGCGGAUUUAAACCUGUUAAGGAAAAACAGUUAAAAUUUGUAAAACUGUCGGUUCGAUAGUAUCUUAUAUCAAAGCCUCAGGGAACUUUAGGUGACGUGAAUCGACCUACCAGACUGAUGACACAUUGAGCUUUGGAAACGACCCUUUAUGAGUAUUAAAUUACUAAACAACUACUAAAACUAACUACUAACUAAAGUCUCAGCUAUUUUUAUUCCAGCGUACUGUAGAAAAUUAAAUUUGUUCAAAUCACCUAUGUCAUUGGAUAACAAGACUCAGCCUCUUCUAUUCUAGCCUCCCCGCAGACGUCCGUUGGGGUUCGGUUGUCACGCAUGACAACCGAACCCCAACGGACGUCUGCGGGGAGGCUACUUCUAUUCCUGGCAGAAACAGUUUUGCUGUCACCAUUAUUCGUUUUAUGUCCUAUAAAUUGAGCAAGUAAAUAAACUACUAUAAUUUCGGUUUAAACCUCAGCGCAUGGCCUGCGACAAGCCUGUUUGUUUGUCUUUGGAAUUAGCAAACUACUAGCUUGCGAGUGCCACACCUAAAAAAUUAAUGACGAACGUUUCCAAACCGCAGAGGCUAUAUAAACGCAACAGAAGGGACUGUGUCACUGUUUUCUAGUUCAUUUUGUUAGUAAUGAUAAUUUCUCGUCCUAAGCGCUAUGGAACUUCAGAAAUUACUUCUGAUAACAAAACCUCAGCUUCGUGUUAAACAAAUAUUUCCCGAAUUAUUAUAUCAUACCAUAAUUAAACGUUAGAAGCAAGAACUGAAUGAACUUUGAAAAAACUGUAGGAUAUUUGCCAAGUUUUAAGAAACCACAAUUGCAACCCGUUUCAAUCAGUCAAGUUGUCCAUCCGUGCUGCCUUCGAUCUGUACUUGCCUUGACCAGUUAUACUGGAGACGAAACAACAGUCAGAGGUGUGUUCAGAUCGCACGUUCUUGUAGCUCUAAAGAAAUAAUUACUGUUUGACACGGAAGUCGGAAGUGGCUCCUAAAAGUGUGGAAUAAAAAACCCCCGAGAGUCAUAUAUUACCGGACGUCCUUUCACGUCAACUUCUUGUUAAGCUUUUUCUUUAUGACAGUUAAUCUUUGACGUCAGUGAAUUAAAAAGCGAGCUGUGAAUUAAGUUAAAUGACAAUAUAAAUUGUAACACAAAUCGUCAUGGCCAUGAUCGAUAGAUAUCAGUUUAAUUAGUAUUGAUAACGGAUGGCGUCAAAUACAGGAAGAUGAACGAAAUAAUUGUUCAAUGAUGUUUCGGUUGUCUUCCAGCGGUGUGGCAUGACUAAACAGAAUACCAAACUAGGCUACUAUAGAUUGUUUAAUAACAGAAAAGAAACCAAUGCUUUCUAUCAGCGCUUUAAAGUUGGUAGAUUUGUAUUGAAAUAAUCUUUUGCGAUGAUUUUGCACUUUAACAUGACUACUUUUCUACUCUUUCUUUCUCUUUUUAUUCGUAUAGUUUAACAUCUUUAAGUUUUAGUUUUAGUUUUACAAGCUUUUCUGGACACAGGCCUGCCCAGAGGGAAUAGGCACGAACGGGACUCACAGGUCCCAUGCAAGGUGCCAACCUUAACGGGUUGUGGGAUUGGGUAGGGAUGGCCACACCACCGGGGUCUACGUCCUCUACUCUUUUCGAACAGUAGUGUGGGUUCUUUUACGUCCCACAAGAACAGAUCAGUGAAAGUGCUGUGAGACGGGACCUAUGGUUUUUCGUUGUUAUCCAAGAAGACUAGAAAGUCUAACCAUUUGCAGAUGUCAUUACAAAGGCAGCACUUUCUUCUCAGUUGUUUAAAGACCCUAAGUGUUGGUCCGGCCGGGGUUUGAACCCGCGACCUCCCGCUCAGCAGACCGUCGCUCUCCCAACUGAGCUAACCAGGCGGCGGUUUUUAACAAGUUAAAAGGAAUCACCAAUCGAUAAACCUUGUAGUUAGACCUAAUAUAUUGAAAAAUUUGCAACUAUUACAGUGGUCCGCUCCUGCUUUAGGAACGUCUAACGACGACGAAUGACAUUCUGCGCCCUGACUAUUAUUUUUUUUUUAAAUUACAAAAUUGAACACUUGAGACCCUGUUAUGUUAUAAAGCAUAUCAGUUCCCAGUUAGCCCUUGACUCUUCGUGAUCCAAAAUCCACUUUUAAUUACUGUAUUUUAAUCUUGGUUCUCAUCAUUUUAAAUUUUCACAGCAAAGAGCAAAAAGAUUUGAACUUUGGGAAUUUAUAUCGGUUUUCUGAACCAGAGCCGGAGAUGAACAAUCCCACGUUGCUUCUUACUGCUGCGAACUCUUCAUCAGCCGGUUGUUCUCCAGUGGUUUCUACAACGUUUACAUCGAUUCUGGCUGCGAUAAGUAUAGUGACGUUUGUGGGUAAUAUGCUUAUUGUCAUAGCCUUCAUAAAGACUCCCAGCCUACGGACAAGCACCAAUUACUACAUCGUUAACAUGGCUGUCUCUGACUUCCUCGGACCGUUUUUUAGUUGGCCGCUCUACAGCAGUGAUGGAAUGUUGGCACACAACGUCUUUAUCAGUGGGUCUUUAGCUUCUGCGUUUUGCAAACUGGGAAUGUACCUUAGAGCGGUUUCACUUGCCGUGUCCGUCCUGAGCCUUGUGUUAAUUGCCUUGGACAGAUUUGUUGCGACAGUUUAUCCUUUUAAAGCAAUGAUGAUAAUGAAUGUAAGAAUUCGGGCGCUCUUUCUGGCUCUAUCUUGGAUAAUACCUAUUUUUUUGGCAAUGCCUUACGUUCUUUUUGCCAAAAUAAUCAAAAUAGUCGACCAAACGUUUUGCAGAUUUAUCAUGAGCGACGAGUCUAUGACAAUUUUCAAUAGCUUUGGUAUAGUCCUGUUAUAUGUUUUUCCUCUUGUCACGAUUAUAGCGUUGUACGUUAUGAUUAUUAGAGCCUUAAAAAAGACGCCAAACUUGCUGAAAGGUCAUGAAGACGCGAAACGACGCAAACAGAACCACAGAAUUGUGAAGAUCUUGAUAUCAAUCGUGUUUGCAUUUUUUAUUUGUUGGACUCCUCUUUGUGUUUAUUUGAUUCUCAAAAAACUACACCCAUCUUUGUUCUUGAAGGACAAUUGUUUAUUUCUCGCUGGUUUUUCUUUCUAUGUCUUUCCAUCUUUGAGUACAGCAGUUAACCCCGUCAUCCUUUUUGUAUUUAGCACAAAUUAUAAUCAAGCCUUACGGACUCUUUGUCCAGCUCUAUUUUGUACUUGUAAAUGUGCAUCAAGAGUGAAACAGCUUUCGUGUUUGGUACGAAUUGUGACCAAACCCUUGAAGAACCUCCCACUAAAAUGUUUGUCCGCUUGUAACUGCAUUUUUGAAGAGAUACAACUUGAGCCUGAUCAAGAAUCAGCAGCAACACAAACUGUUAAUGUAGAAAUGACAGAUAUAAAAAGAACGUGUUAA
Messenger RNA from Porites lobata, 9637 nucleotides. The record is from the annotation of a GenBank genome assembly. Lineage: Eukaryota; Metazoa; Cnidaria; Anthozoa; Scleractinia; Poritidae.